AAACGCGUGGUACGGUGGUAGACUUCAUCACGUAUGAAAUAAAAUAGAAAACAAUUAGGACUCACAUGGAAGAAGUGCUCCAGCUGCUUUAUGAUGGAGGAAUGAAAAGCUUCCCAUGGUUUUGUUUUGAAUUUAUUUCAUGGUGAUUUUGUCAAAGAGUUUCGGUGAAUUUCUGAUAUUAAUUGCUUUACAGUUUUUUCCUCUCUCUUGUUUUGCAACAAUUGUGCUAUAUGUGCUAGUGAAAAUGUGGUCAAAAGUUGCUGUACUGUGGAUGAUUUUCUUUUCAUUAUUUUCAACUGGUUUAAGUUCCUUUCAAGAGACGAAGUUAAUAAAAGAUCUACUGAAGAACUACGAUAGGGACGCGAGGCCAGCUAUCAAUUACUCACAAUCCGUGCGGGUGGAGCUACAAAUGAUCUACAAAGAGCUAAAAGAAAUUGACGAACCAAAACAGCAAAUGACUUCAAUCACUCGAUUCAGAAUAUCGUGGAAAGAUCCUUCCUUGAAGUGGAAAACAGAAAAAUAUGGUGGAGUAAAAACAAUUCAUGUGAAUCCAACACGCAUCUGGAUUCCAGACCUCACUCUUUAUAACAGUGUUCACAAAGAUAGUGGAAACAUUUACAGCUAUCCAACAAAUGUAAUGAUACAGAAUGAUGGAACGAUCACGUGGCUAACAUAUGCUAUGUUGAAGACUCUCUGUAAAUUGGACAUUGCAGAUUUCCCAGUGGACAAUCAGCAUUGCACACUUAAGGUUGGUUCUUGGACUUUGACGAGCAAGGAACUUGAUUUAAAACUCGCGGAUGAUACGCAACCGAGUGUGGAUCAUUAUAGUGACAACACAGAAUGGCAUCUCGUCUCAGCCAGUGCAACGAUUAAUGUAAAAGAAUAUCCUUGUUGUUCGGGGACGUACACAGAUAUAACUUACACUUUGCAUUUCAAAAGAAAACCUUGGUUCUAUAUCAUCACCAUAGUCCUUCCAUGUGUCAUAUUAUCUUUACUUGCUUCUAUGUCUUUUUUGUUUCCCGCUGGCUCAGGAGAACGCGUUUCGCUGAUCAUUUCAGUCCUGCUUGGGCUGACUGUGUUCAUGCUGAUCAUCAACGAAGAGAUACCAGUAAGUUCCGACUCCACACCGAUGUUGACACGAUACUUUAGCGCCAUCUGCUGUGGAACAUUCGUCAGUCUCCUGGCAACUGCUUUAAUUCUUCAAAUCCAUCACGGAUCCAAUGCAAAGCCUGUGUCUGUUUUCCUUGCAAAAAUGCGAAAUCUUAUUGCCUUUUUCGUAUGCGUGAGAGCAAAAUCAUCAUCAGAGAAAACCGUCAAAAAACCAUCCUUAUUAAAAUCGACCCUUCUAAAUGACGAACAACGACUUUCUUGGGCAGGCACAACAGCCUUGGACAGCGGUAUUACCAAGAGGCGAUGUUUGACAGAUGCUACGCUGAUGAGCAAUCUGAAUUCUCACACCGUGAGCAGGGUAGAUGGUAAAUUUGGGGAAGAAUUCGAACGAGAUUGGCAACGAACGGCUGGAAUAUUCGAUCGCUUCUUUUUUGUGAUUUCUUUAUCUUAUUUUGUCGGAUUGAAUUUGUACAUAAUUGUUUUUCUGAACUCUUGACACUGUUACGACAUAAUAGUAGCGCAGGCAAGGGUCAAAGGGGUGGGGGAAAUCAUUUCUACCACAAUUAUGUAGAGAACAUUAUCUCCAUUAGUACAAGUGAAAAGUGUAAGUAAGUAUGUUGUAUUAGAAUUUUCCAAGGAUUCCACCCUCCUAAUAAAAACUUCAGCCAGCGGAGUGCAGCAUUGUUCAAAUAUUCCUUAUAAUUAAAAAGAGGAAAAAUAUAUUGUAUUUCUGUA
Messenger RNA from Xenia sp. Carnegie-2017, 1845 nucleotides. RefSeq names its product neuronal acetylcholine receptor subunit alpha-10-like. The record is from RefSeq and is a predicted model, not a curated record. The transcript has 5 exons. Gene Ontology annotation, biological process: nervous system process; chemical synaptic transmission; signal transduction. Gene Ontology annotation, molecular function: neurotransmitter receptor activity; extracellular ligand-gated monoatomic ion channel activity; transmembrane signaling receptor activity. NCBI's taxonomy places the organism in Eukaryota, Metazoa, Cnidaria, Anthozoa, Malacalcyonacea, Xeniidae. Gene Ontology annotation, cellular component: neuron projection; synapse; membrane. Bases 140 to 1606 code for a protein of 488 amino acids.